Molecule: messenger RNA, 570 nt
Organism: Dacryopinax primogenitus
Lineage: Eukaryota; Fungi; Basidiomycota; Dacrymycetes; Dacrymycetales; Dacrymycetaceae
Exons: 6
Coding region: 1-570 (189 amino acids)
Source: RefSeq, a predicted model, not a curated record
AUGCCUGCAUGGCUUCAGGCACAGCAACUUCUUGAUGCUCAAUCUAUGCCGUCCGGAACAACGAAAGAAUCUGAACAGGAACUAUUCUUGCUUCAGCCCCACGCACCUGACGCACCUGAGCGUGAGCCUGGCUGUGAAGGUGAACCGACACUCGAUCCCGGCAACUGCUGCGCACUCCAUCCACUCCCCUACUCCGCUCCUAUUCUCAUCAUUCGUGUAUGCUUCUCCCUCGUAGAUGCAGCGGUAGCCCCUCUCCUUCCACGCCAGGGGACGUGGGCUGGUCCUGACGUAUGCGUCCACACCCCUCGCCAGCCUCCUACGGCCGACCUUCUCCCCCGAGCUCUAGUAAUGGCUGCUACCAUCCCUAUCCCGGCUAUGAGCAUGAUGAACUUCAUAGGCGUGACUUCCGCCUUCCAGCCAGGGAAACUGACCUCGUUCAUGGAUUUAAUGGACGACUCUUUGCUUGUCCUCCUCCUCCUCUGUCAAAUCCAAAUCCGGAGAUCGUCCAUGGACACCGAUUCCUCAUUUAACGAGGUGCUCAUCACGUUUACAGGUCUUGGUCCAGAUUAG